AUGGGGACCGCAAAAAUCCUUGUUGUCGGGAGCAUCCGUGGCGAACUGAAAAAGGCCUUCGACAAGAUCUCGAAACUGCAAGCCAAACACAACUUCUCUUUGGCCAUUGUCGUCGGCGACCUUUUUGGUUCUCCCAGUGAUGAAAGCGACAAAGGCGACGACGGCGAGCUGAAGGAGUUACUCAGCGGUCAGAUCGACGUGCCCCUUCCGACGUAUUUUACUGUCGGCGACUCUCCAUUCCCGGACACUGUCAAAGCAAAGCUCGAAGAUGGCGAUCUCUGUUCAAAUCUGUUCUAUCUUGGCCGCAAAGGGACCAUGACCACUACAGAUGGUGUGAAAAUCGUGUCACUCGGAGGCCGACUCAAGCAAAAUGAAGCUUCCCUCACCGAGAAACUCGGGCCCUAUGACCCCUGGUAUCUCGACAGCGAGGCAAGAGGUCUUCACGGCGCCCACUCCGCACAUAUUCUCGUCACAAAUCAGUGGCCGGCAAAUAUCAGCAAUGGGUCGCAGAUCGAAUUGCCUCCGGCGCUCGACGAGACUACCGGCAGUCAGUCCAUCGCCAACCUUUGCCAGGCACUCAAGCCAUGGUAUCAUUUCUCCAGCAGUCCAAGUGCCUUGUGGGAGCGGGAGCCCUUCAAACAGAUCAUUGAGUACACCUCGUUUGAUCAACCAAGCAUCACAAGGUUCAAGAGUUUGCCGAGCGUGUCGGCACCCACAAAAGAGUGGAUGUCGGCGUUCACGCUGGACACUUCACGCCCUCCAGCGACGGUGGAUGCUCCGCUUGAGUCACCAUUCAUCCGGUCUUCGCCACCAAGGAAGCGACAAGCCGCCGAUGACAGAGCUUCAUAUCGAGACGGCGACGGAGACGGCCAUGGGCCACGGAAUCGCAAGCGUGCCCGAAAAGGUCUACGCAAUGACCCCAAUGACUGUUUCAUGUGCCUCAACAAGCCCGGUGCCAAGACCCAUCUCGUCGUGUCUCUGGGGGACGAAAGCAUGGCCACAGUCACUAGAGGCCCGUUACCGAUGCCGUCAACAUUUCCGCAGUUAUCCUUCACCGGCCACGUCAUGAUUAUCCCAUACUACCACGCAGCGGAUGAGUUGGCUCACGGAAAACGAUCACCCGAGGAGAUGACCGCCGAAUUCAACGAAAUGAACCGGUUCCGAAAGGCUCUGAGUGUCAUGAUCGGAGCGAAAAGCCACGGCCAGCUGGGCGCUGUCUGCUGGGAAGUCAAUCGAACCGGCAUCCGGCAUUUCCACUGGCAACUCAUUCCGUGUCCGGUGGAUCGCAUCAAGACGGGCAUGGUCGAGGCGGCCUUCAAGGUCAAGGCAUCCCAGUACGGCUACCCGGACUUCCAGUCCUGUGCUGCAAACGCCCAGCUCCCACAGCGCUCGGACUACUUCCGCGUCUGGACCUGGUUGGCCGAUCCCGUCCAACUCGCCGACCACGCCAACGGCAACGCGAAUGACGGCGACGACGUGGGCGUGGCGAAAUCCAUCUUCUUCCCCUUGCCCACGGAUCAAAAAUUCAACAUCUGGUUCGGGAGAGAAGUCAUGGCUGGCCUGCUGCAAUUGGAACACCGGGUGAACUGGAUGGACUCGAUCCUGACCAAGGACGGCAGCGAUCAGGCCGCGGAGGAAGAAGACGCGGCUGGUCUCCGGGCCGAUUUUGAGGAAUUUGAUUUUGCGAUGAAGUGA
Fonsecaea nubica is the source of this 1695-nucleotide messenger RNA. RefSeq lists its product as hypothetical. The coding region runs from base 1 to 1695 and encodes 564 amino acids. The transcript has 2 exons. Gene Ontology annotation, biological process: mRNA splicing, via spliceosome. Gene Ontology annotation, cellular component: post-mRNA release spliceosomal complex. Lineage: Eukaryota; Fungi; Ascomycota; Eurotiomycetes; Chaetothyriales; Herpotrichiellaceae. The record is from RefSeq and is a predicted model, not a curated record. Gene Ontology annotation, molecular function: RNA lariat debranching enzyme activator activity.